Messenger RNA from Stylonychia lemnae, 2016 nucleotides. The record is from the annotation of a GenBank genome assembly. Lineage: Eukaryota; Ciliophora; Spirotrichea; Sporadotrichida; Oxytrichidae.
AUGAUGGAACAGAUAAAGGAAUUGAAAUUAAAAAUGCCUUAAAUGAAGUAAGAGUUUUGGCAUCAAUUGAUCAUCCGAAUGUUAUCGGUUACAAAGAAGCUUUCGUUGAUAAGAAUGAUAACUCAUUGUGAAUAUGCUGAUGGUGGAAAUUUGCAGGAGUAUAUAGAAUAUCUCGAAGAAAGUAACAAACUAAUGCCUGAAGAUGAGGCUUUACAUAUAUUUGUUUAAAUUGUUAAGGGUCUCAGUGCUCUUCAUUCUCUUAAAAUUAUUCAUCGAGAUUUGAAGUCAGCAAAUGUAUUUAUGACCAAGAAAAAGCAAAUAAAAAUUGGUGACAUGAAUGUUGCGAAGAUUUUAAAAGGAUAAUUUGGUUCAACUCAAACUGGCACACCAUAUUACGCAGGACCAGAAAUAUGGCUUUAAACACCAUAAUAUUUGGCUGUUGAUAUUUGGUCUCUUGGCUGUAUUCUUUUUGAAAUGCUCUCUUAUUACCCACCUUUUAACGGCGAUGAUAUGAAACUUCUUGCGAAUUCAAUAGUACAUGAUUAACCUAUAGAUAUACCACUAGAAUUUUCCUAAGAUAUAAACAGAUUGAUAAAAAAGCUACUCAUGAAAAAUCCACUAAAGAGACCAAAUUGCUCUUAAAUCCUUGAAUAUGAAAUAAUCCAAAGUUACCUUAAUAACUAACCUUCUCUUUAUUAGUAAUAUGAAAAUUUAGAAAAUCGAUAGGUCAAGUCAAAAUUAGCAAAGACUAUAAAGUAGCCAAAGGAUUUCUAUUUUAUGAAUACUGGCGAUUUUCCAGAGAAAAAUUACGCUAAAAAGAUUGAAGAUGCCUCUAAUCAGCGAGAUUAAAAGACAGAGGGAUAUAUAUUAGACUGGAAAUUCAAAAAGAGGCAGCGAUAAGAUAUUGUUAAGAAAUUUAGAUUCGUGGGAUUAGAUGAUGUGCGAGUACCCUUCAAGAAAAUCAAUUAAUAUGAGGAGGAAAUUGAAAAUCAGAAAUAUUAGGAGGAGAAAGACGUUAAUGAUUAUAUAAUAAAGAAAAGAAAUCAUAGGAGAGUUGAGAAAGAUGAGAAGUAGCUACCUAUUUUCACUCAUAAAGUGGGAAUAUUGAUUGAUUUCGAUUCUCGAAAAAAACCAUCAAAAUAGUCCGGAGAUAAUAACGAUUAGAAUUACAGGGAAUAGGAACUUUCUAAAGAGGCGUCAAUGAGCUAUCAAUUCGGCUAUAGAGAUAGAUUUUUAGAUUAGUCUUAAUCUAACAUUUAAAAACCAGUUGUCAAAAUUGCUAGAUUUAGAGAUGAAGACUAAGAGAAAAGAAUUAAAAUUAAUAUGUACUAGGGACUUAAUAUAGGAAUCAAAUCAAAUUUAAAUGAUAGCAAGUUAAUUACUAAUGAUACGCAAGCAGUUGAAGAAAAAAAUGAAAAUCGAGAGAAGCUAGCUGACUAUACUUUAAAAAAGCGAAAUAGUGGUGAUUUCAAUUAGCUUUCUAAUAUAAAAGAUAACUUUAUUCCUCAGAAAAAAAGAGCUAUAAGUAGAACUAUUCAGAAUAUUAAUCAAAAGUUGGAUUAGGACACUAUCAAUAAAAAUAUUCAACACGCAUAAAAUGAAUAUAUAAGCAUUCAAUCAACUAAGGAAGUGUAAAAAGGCAGAAGCUUAUCCCCAUUUGUCAAAUCUGGGAUGACUCAAGUAAAUAGCUAAAAUUAAAUAAAUAAAACUAUAAUAAUCUAAUAAUCAGAUGCCUAAUAGCUAAAGCAAUAUUAGGAUUUCAGAGAGAUGGGUGAUUACUCAUCAAACAUCCUUGACAGUAUAAGUAGAGCCUAUUCUAAUUAAAAGCCAGUUUACUAUAAUGUGAAACAAUCUGAUUAAGAUGUCAGCAGAAAUUAAUUGUACCACUCAAGUAUUAAGAGCACAAGAACUUAGUCUGAUUACUAAAGCACAAACAAGAAAAAUACCAUCGAUCAUUUUAGUUCAGAUACUUACGGUUAGAGAUUAAAAAUGAUACAGAAAGAAUAUAUAUUUUGA